Messenger RNA from Python bivittatus (Burmese python), 1167 nucleotides. Lineage: Eukaryota; Metazoa; Chordata; Lepidosauria; Squamata; Pythonidae. The record is from RefSeq and is a predicted model, not a curated record.
GGGAUGGGAAAGUGGGGGGAGCCGGGGCGGGGCCAGGGACGGCCCCUGCCGAUCAGCUGUUCGCUGGAUUCUAUAACAACAAAAGACUCAGCCGGGAGCUGAGACGGGCCGACGCAACAGGGAGCCCAGGAGGAACUGAGGGGAGCGCCGCCCUGCCACCUACCUCAAUAGCCGCCGUCCAGCUUCGUCCUGCCCCGACGUCCGCCGACGGAUUCUGUAGCAACUGUUUACAAACCAUGCCUCUCCGUGUCCAGUGCCUCAGCUGAUAAAGUUUUUAUGCACUUUAAUCUUCUACCUGCACCCUAACUUUUGGCUGGUACGUUGUGAAGUGGUACCUCAUCUUGUGGACGCAAGCAAGUGCUAGCCAGUCUUUGUACUAUUGCCUUAGUAAUGUUCCAGAGGCUGAAUAAUAUGUUUGUGGGAGAACUCGGUAAUUUGCCCAGCCAAGAACCAGAGUUCAGUGAGAAAGAAGAGGAAGAGUGGAUUCUGGUAGACUUUAUCGAUUCCUGUUCAAACUUCUCUACUGUUGAUGAAGAGGAGGAGGAAGUGGCUAACAUCUGCCGACCACCUCCUGAUGACCACUCACCUAUCUUUUCGUGUCUACCUGAUUCCUUGGAGUGUCUGGCCGAUGCCAGUGAAUCUUGCUUCAUCCAGUUAGACUCGUGCCCCAUGGAGGAAAGCUGGUUCAUCACUCCACCUCCAUGUUUUACAGCAGGUGGUUUAACCACUCUCAAAGUAGAAACCAGCCCACUGGAAAAUCUGCUAAUUGAACAUCCCAGCAUGUCUGUAUAUGCAAUCCAUAAUAUCUGCCACAACCUCAACAAGAACAAUUGUGAUGAAAAAGAAGAGGAGGAGGAGGAGGAGAGAGAAGUGGAGCCCCAUGCUGAAAGCAGCCAUAGAUAACAGAGCAAGUGGGAAAAGCACUGAAGCAGAUAGACCAGAAAAUACCAGAAGCUGAAGGUGAGUCCCCUGUUAAGAUGUGGCUCUUGGUGAGUGUGCAGUGACACUCACUCAGCAGAGGCUGAAACAUAGGUAUGGUGUGCUGAAAUUAAGGAGCGGUGCUUGUUUUGUUCCACAUUACUGUGUCCUUUGCAAUUAACAAGAGAAUCCAGAAGCACAGUAUUGUGAGUAAAAGUGGCAAGUGUAGAGAAGUUCAGGCCUGGAAAA